Musa acuminata subsp. malaccensis (wild Malaysian banana) is the source of this 2072-nucleotide messenger RNA. Its product is annotated as sterol 3-beta-glucosyltransferase UGT80B1. Gene Ontology annotation, molecular function: UDP-glycosyltransferase activity. The record is from RefSeq and is a predicted model, not a curated record. Lineage: Eukaryota; Viridiplantae; Streptophyta; Magnoliopsida; Zingiberales; Musaceae.
GCUAGCGGCUGAAGCGGGGCGACGUGGGAGAGGGCGAGGAAGAAAUGGCGGAGGAUCGCAGGCCUCGAGCCAUUUUUAUGGCGUUCGGUACCAGAGGCGACGUCUUUCCCAUCGCCGCGAUCGCUGCCGCUUUUGCUUGUGACCAACAACAGUAUCAUGUUGUGUUGAUUACCCAUCUUGCUCAUCAGAGUUUAAGCGAACAUCUGGCAGCUAAGAAUGUCGCCUACAUCCCAGUGUCCUCACCCCCUGUACUUUCGGUUCAUCAAUUUGGUUCUGAGCAGAUGCCGUUUUCCAUGCACAAAAAGAGGAUUCAGGCAGAGCACAGGCAACAGUGUCUCUCUGUGGUUGAAAGAGUUCUUGGAGAUUAUCCAAGCAUGAAGGAUGAUUUUAUUGUGAUAAAUUUCUUUGCAUUGGAAGGAUGGCAUCUUGCUGAAAUGUUUCAAAUUCGAUGUGUUAUUGCUUCUCCUUAUGUCGUUCCAUAUAGUGCUCCUUCAUCAUUUGAACGUCGAUUCAAGCAAGAGCUCCCAUGUCUCUACAAUUAUUUUCAAGAAUCUUCUCCUAACACGGUUAAUUGGAAGGAUGUUGUCCACUGGAUGUGGCCGCUUUUCACGGAAGAUUGGGGGAGAUGGAGAAGUGAGUACUUAAAGCUGAGUCCUAUUCCUUUUAUGGAUCCGGUGACGAAUCUUCCGGUGUGGCAUAUGCAUGCAGGUUCGCCAAUAUUACUGUAUGGAUUCAGCAAGGAAAUUGUGGAGUGCCCAGGUUACUGGCCACUAAAUAUUCAUGUUUGCGGUUUUUGGUUUCUUCCUUUGGAGUGGCAAUUUUCAUGCAACAAAUGUAGGGACAUAAUGUCUGCAAGUCCUAAUGGCUCUAUGACUGGAAUGAGCGAACUGUGCACAAUUCAUGCUGAUAUACAGCAGUUCCUAAUGAAAAGCUCUCAUCCACAGUUACCACUAUUCAUUGGGCUAAGUUCUAUCGGAAGCAUGGGCUUUCUUAAAAAUCCCCAUGCAUUUCUUAGGGUGCUCAAAGCUGUUCUAGAUGUCACAGAGCACAGAUUUAUCCUCUUCUCAUCUGGAUAUGAACCAUUAGACGCUGCCAUACAAUCAAUUUCCUGUGAAUCAUCAAACAGAGCAAAUCCUCCACCCAGCAAUAUACAUGGCACUCUCCUAUUCAGUGACCGGCUUUAUUGCUUUUCUGGUUCGAUACCUUAUAGCUGGCUCUUCUCUAAAUGUGCAGUUGCAAUUCAUCAUGGAGGCAGUGGAUCAACUGCUGCAGCACUACAUGCUGGAAUUCCUCAGAUUCUCUGUCCCUUCAUACUGGAUCAGUUCUAUUGGGCAGAAAGGCUUCACUGGAUAGGAGUUGCACCCGAGCCGCUACGAAGUUGGCAUCUGUUUCCAGACAACGACGAUGCUACAAGCAUCAGCCAGGCUGCAGAUUGCCUGGCAAGGGCCAUAAAAUUGUCAUUAUCUCCUGAGAUAAAAGCACAAGCAUCUAAAGUUGCUGAUAGAAUCUCCUCCGAGGAUGGUUUGCAAGAGGCCCUGAAAGUUCUCAAGGAAAGGGUGCUUUGCCCUUGUUAGGUGUCGAAUGACCUAAAUCGGCUGCAUCACUGCAAAAUAUACCAGCAAAAGUAUAUGACAUGAAUGAAGGUGCUAAUGGCUUCGAGCUUUCAAUCUUCGCAGCGGAUGCUAGAAAUACGUGCAACAGGUGUUUGUGGCUGGCUGUCUACCGAUAACACAGUAUGCAUUGAGGCGAAAAGCCUUACCGCCCUUGGCAGCAAGCGUAAGGCCAUUGUGUGUCGAAUGCAGGUCUUGUUAUGCUGGAAAAUGUGAUUGAUACCGCGUCAUGGCAGUGCCUCGCCUUCACAAGAACUGCUGGUGUUUUUAUUACGAAAACAUGAAAUUGAACAUAUUUAUUAUUUAUUGAUUUCCCUCCUAAAGAACAUGGCUUGUAGAUGAGAAACGUGACUUCCCACGUUCUCAUGCCGUGACUGAAUGUGAUGUGUUGGUGACUCCACGCAUUUUCAUGUGCCUUUAAAUCUAUUCGUACCUCUUUCCCUAAUUGUUGGGGGGUAUCAA